This is a messenger RNA of Bipolaris maydis ATCC 48331, 232 nucleotides long. RefSeq lists its product as uncharacterized. Gene Ontology annotation, molecular function: DNA-binding transcription factor activity. The record is from RefSeq and is a predicted model, not a curated record. NCBI's taxonomy places the organism in Eukaryota, Fungi, Ascomycota, Dothideomycetes, Pleosporales, Pleosporaceae. Gene Ontology annotation, biological process: regulation of DNA-templated transcription.
AUGCAACUCACUACCACCCAACUUGCACAGAGAAGAGAAAGAAACCGAAAGAGUCAGCGGAGAUCGCGCCAAAAAGUGAAGGAUGAGAUCGAUACUCUCAAACGCCAGAAUAAAGACCUUGAGUUAAACAACGUGUCGCUACAAGAGCGGCUACGGCAUGCACUAGCAGCCAUCGAUGUAUUGGAAAAUGGUGCGAGUUUACAAUAAAAUGCCAUCUUGAGGUAGAGAGUGC